Messenger RNA from Hemibagrus wyckioides, 7125 nucleotides. It is a transcript of the gene mia2, whose product is annotated as MIA SH3 domain ER export factor 2. Gene Ontology annotation, molecular function: protein binding. The coding region runs from base 198 to 6401 and encodes 2067 amino acids. The record is from RefSeq and is a predicted model, not a curated record. Gene Ontology annotation, biological process: protein secretion; vesicle cargo loading; endoplasmic reticulum to Golgi vesicle-mediated transport. The transcript is spliced from 29 exons. Gene Ontology annotation, cellular component: endoplasmic reticulum exit site; endoplasmic reticulum membrane. Lineage: Eukaryota; Metazoa; Chordata; Actinopteri; Siluriformes; Bagridae.
CUCUGACUCUCAGACCUCAGUCACUGCUCCUGCUCUUACAGAUCCUACUCCUCUCUCUUUUCGUCUUUAGUGUAGUUUUGGAGAUGAAGGAACACAGACGGAGGUUCUAAUGUGGAUCUGCUGUGGUUCUAAUGUGGUUCUAAUGUGGAUCUGAUGUGGAUCUGAUGUGGUUCUGAUGCGGAUCUGAUGUGGAUCUGAUGUGGAACUUCAGCACCAUGGCUUCUCUUCACCUCCCGAUUUUACUGCAGUUUAUUCUCAGUCUGGUGCAGAGUUCACGAUUAAUGUCUGAUUAUAAAACCUGUGGAGAUGACGCAUGUGCACGUCUGAUGAGCCGCGUUCAGGCGCUGAGAGAUCAUGGUGCUCAGGACUGCAGGUUUCUCAGCUUUAAAAAAGGAGACAUGAUCGACGUCUACCACAAACUGUCAGGGAGGAGGAGCGAGCUGUGGGCUGGAAGUAGAGAUAAGGAUUUCGGUUAUUUUCCCAAAGACGCGGUGAAAAUCGAUGAAGUGUUUGUUGAUGAGAAGAAGGAGAUAGAGAUGAGAGCUCAGAAAACAGAUUUCUUCUGUAUGGAUGCGUUCGGGACAAUAAUCGUGAGCGGCGAAGAGUUCGAAGAUUACGAGUUCGGAGCUCAAACUGGCGAGUCUGAAGAAUUAGGUAACGCUGAUUUUGAUCAUCGAGUCUCCAAAUCAUCUGAAACAAAUGAGAAUGUCGAAACAAGGCACGUUGAUAACGAUAAUAAAGACAGAGGGAAAGCAGAACCAAGCAGAUCUUCCUGGAUCGGAUCUGCUGUUAGCGGAUGGUUUGCUAACGACGCAGAUGAAGCGGGAAACGAGAAUAAAGAGCUGGAGAACUUUAAGAGCAGAAAACUGGCCUUGGACAUGGAGCAACUGAACGGGGAUGGAGACGGACAGGAGGAUAAAACUGAUAGUGAUGAGGAUUCAUCCAGUGAGCAGGUCAGUUACCUGCUGGAAGAUGGAAUAAAAAGUCUUUUAGGUUUUGGAGGAGGAGAGAUACUGCCUUCUGAAACCAAGAAACAGGAUGAAAAUAUGCAAAAUUUGAGGAAAGAACAGGAAGCGAUCACUGAAAAUGAGAACAUCGUUGAGAAGAAGGACGCAGGAUGGUACGACAGCUUCUAUAACAGAAUCACAAAGUUUUACGGAGAUCCUGCAGAUAAAAGUGAAGCCAGUAAUGAUGAAGAAGAGAGUUUGAGCCACGGAGGCACAGACGUAGAUAAAGUGAAGGAGGAAAAAAAUCCAGACCCGGGAUCAGAAUCCCUUCUGAUUCAGGACUCAGAAGGUGACAGAAAUGCAGCAAACCACAAGAAGAGACAGGAAGUGAGCAGGCAGGAUGAGACGGGUGACAGUCAGCUGGGUGAAGGAUGGUAUGGAAGCGUCUAUAACAGAAUUACAGGACUUUAUGGAGACACCGGUGAUGGAAGCACUGCUCCUGAUAAGAGCGAUGUUAUUGAAAACGGUAGAGGAGAUCCCCCAGGAACAUCUGACAGCAUGGAUGUCGGUUCAAGCCCAGACGAGAAACCGGGAACCAGUGAUCCCAUCGCUGAGAGGAUGACUGAGAAUAAUAAUGCAGGGUGGUACAACAGCAUCUACAGCAGAAUUACCAACGUGUAUGGAGAUACGUCUGACCAAAAUGAUGUUCCUGAGGUCAUGAAAGAGAGUGAGAGCCAAACACAGAGUGAAUCCACAGAAGACACCUCGUCACAAUCCAUCUUCACUAGGAACGAUCUGUCGACUGUGAUUGACAGCCUGAGAGGAGAAGGAAGCCAAGACGAAACCAAAGUGAGUGAAUCUGUGAGAUCAGAGACGAGUGAUGAUGAUGAUGAUGAUGAUGAUGACGAUGGUGAUGAGGGUUCAGGACUGAGGGACAAAGAAAACACUGAGAACCUGACAGACUCUGAGCAAAACCAGGAUAUCUCACAGUCUGUGUUUUCAGGGAUGAUUAACGGCCUGAAGUCGCCUUUUAAACCCAACAAUGCAGGAGAUAAAGAAGAAAGCGAUGAAGAAAAGACUCUAGAUACAGGUAAGGAGGAGCAGAGUGAUAACGAUGAUGAGAUUAGUGUUAGAUCGACUGAGGUAGCUAGUGAAAUAUCGACUCAGAGAACUGCUGUGGUUAGUGAACAAGAAGAGGAAGAAGCUGAGCAUGAAGUACAGGGAGCUGAGGCCCAAAUCCAUGCUGUAGAACCUUCAUUAGACUGUAAUAAGCAGGAUUCGAGUGGAGAAGGUAGAAAGAGAGAUGAGUUCAGUGAUCAGUCCACCAGAUCCACCAACCAAAGUACUAACAUAACGUCAGAGCUUAAUACUGAUGAGAGUGAGACACUAGAGGAACCGGGAUGGGCCGAACACCUCUCAGACACAUCAAAAAGCCGCAAAGGUGACGCUAAUACAAACACCGUUAGUGGUGAGCUUCCUGAGAAAGAGCAAGUUUUUACAGGUGAAGAAGAGACACAGUCUGAGAGGGAGACCAGGGCAGAUUCAGGGCUUCAGGUCAGAACAGAUGUUACAAAGAACACCUCUGAGACUGUAGAUGAAUCUGCUGAAGCUCAGGAUGAAGGUGGAGCAGCAGACAUGUUACGUGAGGCAGAAGAGGCAGGUAUGAAGGUGAGGAGUAAUGAGGCAGAGCAGAUCCUCCAUACAGAGUCUAAUGCUGAGAAACAUGGUGUAGAUGUUCCUCACAGGAAAAGUAGUGAUGCUACUCAAAUAGAGAAUAGUGAAGAAAACCAAAGUGGGAACAUUACUCUAAUGAAGGAAGAUGAAGAAAGAGAAGAUACUGACAUUACUGAAAUGGAGAAUCAUGGAAUAAAAGACGAUGGUGUUGUUACUCCACUGGAGUCUGGUGGAGAAAAUGAAGACGUAGGUGCUACUCGAACGGAUACUGAUGGAGAAAAGGAAAGUUUAAACAUUACUCUGACAGAGUCUGGUGGAGAAAUGGAAGGUGAAGUUACUCAUGUGGAGUAUUCUGGAGGACAAGAUCAUGAAGAAGUUGCUCAAAUGGAGUCUGCCGGAGAAAAUGAAAGUAUAGUCAUUACUCAGAUGGAGUCUGGUGGAGACAACACAAGUGGUGAGCUUACUCCAGUGAAGAAUGCUGGAGAACAAGACGAUGUAGAUGAUUCUCAAAAUGUAACUGAUGGCCAAAAAGAAAGUGUACACAUUACUCAGAUGGAGUAUGAAGGAGAAAAAGGAGAUGAUAUUACUCAAGUAGUGUCUGAUGGAGAAAAAGAGGAUGUGAACCUUACUCAGAAGGAAUCUGAUGGAGAAAAAGAAGGUGUAGAUAUUAUUCAGAAGGAGCAUCUGAGCUUACACAAUGGUUUAGAAAACUCUCACAGCAUCUCUGAAACCAAUCAGAACUUGGAGAUUGAUCCUGAUGAGUCCAGAGAGUGUGAGAAACGUGAAAAUUGUGCAGAAGUCAUGCCUAAGAACAUACAAGAUACUCCAUCAACAGGCGCCUCUGAGACAGACACUUCCAUUUCCAGGACAUCUGAUGGAGAUCAAAAUCAUCAUGACAGCAAAACACAUGGAGAUAAAAUGAUGGAUGUUAAACAUCACAAAGCACAAACAUCAUCUCAGACACAGAAACCUGCGCAUCCCAACUUACGUGCUCAUCUCAGUGAGGAGGACAUGCAGGUUCUUCUUCAGUUCUUCAGUGGAGAAACGUUAUCAUGGCUGGAUUUCAUCAUCGGACACUCUGAGUUCAUCGACAAUGAAGAGCUUGCUGAGCUUCAUGACUUUGAGCAAACACUAGAACAUCUUCUGAAAACCAGAAAUCAAGAAAUCAAGCCGUCGCUACCAGCCACACAGGCUGUCUUAGCCAUGCUACGAAAGAAGUUUAGACCCGUGAUAGCAGAUGGCAGUGUAGAUAAAAGCCCAGAUCCGAGUCAGACCGAGUGUGUCACUGAAACAUGUCUGAGUACAACUGAGAACACACCAAUGUCCGAGCAGGAAACAGGAAAAGACACAGACACCGGUUCCAGCACAGAUGACUCAGAAAACGUAAUAGGCAAAGCACGCUCUAAUGAUCAAGAAGUUGUCACUGAGAAGACUAGAUUAUCAGAUACACUCGAGUCUGACCAGAAAAGUGCUCCUCAACUGGACACCAAUAUUAUCACUGAAGAGUUUUUGAAACCUGAAGAAUCCCACAAAGUUCUGCGUCCAUACACAGCUCUCGCUGCUGAAUUGACGAGUGAUGUGGUCAGGUACAUGGUGAAGGAGAGUGUCCGUGUGACACACGCUGUCCAUCAGGUGGUGAUGUCACUUCCCGAUGAUAUCCGACCCGGUCCUGAUCUUUACGGGGUGCCGUGGGAAGCUGUGAUCUUCACCGCUACGUUAGGUUUAUUCACCUUCAUGCUCUUCACCUGCAGAUUCUUCCAGGCAAUUAAGAGCAGGUUGUACUGCAGUAAGGAGAGGAGGAUGGGACAGAAGGUGGUGGAACUUCUGGAGGAGAAGUGUAAGGUUCUGGAGACACUCAGUGAGUGUGAACACAAGUUUAAGAAGCUGGAGGCUGCGCUGCAGAAUGGUGGACUUUCAGCUCAGGCUUCAGAGAAAGAAGAUUUGGAGGUCAUGUCGAAGAAGCUGGAGGAGGCGAACACACAGAUGCAGAGUGAUCUGGAGAAGAUGCAGGAGGAACUGGACACACAGGACCAGCUCAGGAAACAGCAGGAAGAGCAGCUCACAAAACUGGAAGAGAUGUUAAAGAAGCUCGAGCAGGAGGCCACCGAGCGCAGAUCUCAACUAGAGCAGGAUAAAAUGACUCUGAAAAUCCACGAGAUGAACAGCGAGAGACUGCAGAAGAAACUCCAGGAGGCUAAAGAGGAGAACAGCAUGCUGCUGGAGAGUAAAGCACAGCUGGAGCAGGAGGCAGAAGGAUGGAGGGAGCGACUGAGUGAGCUGGAGGAAGAGAAGAAGAUGUGUGAAACGUCACAUAACGGAAUGAUGGAGAACUGUGUGAAUAAAGAUGAGCGUAUAAAGUCUCUAACAGAGUGUCUGUUGAAGAUGAGAGACUGGGACUCGGAGGAGGAGAGCACUGUGAAUGACUCGAGUGGAUCAGAGAGUAAAAGCUCUUCAGAUUUCAUUCAGAAACAGAAAGUGCAGAAACUGAUCAAUGCGGCAAAGAUGAGUGCAGAUUUGAAGGCCAUGGAGGAGGACAAGGACCGAAUGUUCGCCAAACUGACCGAUGAAAUCAAAGCCAAAGAAGAUCUUCAAGAGAAUCUGGAACAGCUGCAGCAUGAGAAAGUCUCUCUGGAGUCAGAGAGCUCCAUGUACUCCAGCGAAAUCGAGAAACUCCAACACAAACUGCAGAUCAUGUCAGAGAUGUACCAGGAGAAGGAACUCAAGCUGCACAGGAUGUUGACGGUGGAGGAGAAGGAGCGCUCGCAGAAAGAGGAGCAGCUCAACAAAGCUGGGAAGAAGAUCAGCCUGGCUACAGAUGAGCUCAACUCCUACAGACAAAGAGCCAAAGAGCUGGAGGAGGAGCUGGAGAAGACCAAUCAGGCCUACAGGAACCAGAUUGCUGCACAUGAGAAAAAAGCUCAUGAUAACUGGCUGGCUGCUCGAGCUGCAGAUCGAGACCUCACUGAUGUGAAGAGAGAAAACUCAGUGCUGCGCCAGAGAUUAACGGACUGGCAGUUUAAACUGGAGCUGAUGGAGAAAAACCCCCAGGCUCGUGCUCCGCUCAUUAGAGGUGAAAGAUCUCCGUUUGGUCCGUCUCCACUCGGUCGCCCCCCCUCUGAAACUCGGCCCUUCCUGUCUCCUCCCACUCUGAUGGAUGGACCUCCCAGAGUCUCUCCACAGUUUCCCAUGAUGCCCUGCGGCAGAGCCCCCCCUGGUGGUUUGGAAGGGGACAGGAGUGUUUCUUACUCUGAAGGAGGCUCCCCGACAUGGGAGAGAGAGAGAGAGAGAGAACGAGAGCGCAGGAGUCUGGGCCCUCCAGGUCCAGAUCCAGGACUAGUGUUCAGAAGACCUCUCUCAGCCCCGUUCCUGCGAGCGCCACUUCCUACUGAAGCGUACUACAACGACAAAUCAGAAUCAUCAUUCGGAGGAGAAGGAGCUGGCUUUAGUGAGAACGGGAUCCGAGACUGUGGACGUGCGAUGCCUGGUCCUGAUGUAAGGGCAGGGCCUCUUCCUCCGUUUCCUCCAGUGGACCCCCGAGACCCUCAUUUCCCUCGCCGGGUUUACCGUCCAGACUUCUUCCCUCCGCCUCCUCUGACCAUGCGAGGACCCCCUCCUCCUCUUCCUCCUGGAGUUUUUCCCAGAAUUCCACUGCCUCCCCAUGCAGCAUUUCCACUGAUGAGACCUCCAACUGAUCACGUUUCACCUGAACCUCCAUCCAGACCUUCACCUCCAGGCAGUGAGCAGCCACCUGAACAACCUCCAUCUGCACACAUCAUCUGAGCCCCUGGUCCAUCCCUCUGGUCAUCUCUCUCUCUCUCUCUCUCUCUCUCUAUCCUCCACUGUGUGUUCCUGCUUAAUGCACCUUUGCUGACUUCCCCUAAUCAGUGUGCAUCAGAUUAUAAAGUGUGUAUAACAUGCAAUGACUUCUGGGUAAUUUCCACUGAGAUCCGCUCGAUCUUUCAGCAGGAGCCGUGCUGAUUAGACUGAGACACAGGAAAUUCUGGGAUUUAACCAGAACUUACUUUUAGUGAACAAGGGUGCAUUGUGUUACUUCCUGUUUCUGUCUUCAGGGGCUGACUUUCUCUCGUGACUCCUCCUUACAUGUCAUCACAUUUCUUUAUUGAAUUUUUUGAGAAGAAUCUCCACUGGGACGAAGCUGUUCAAACAGCUGUAAGGUCUGCUACACGGCCGCGUGCCUCCUGCUGUGUGCUGACGCUGUAGAUAUGGAGUAGAUGUUCAUCUCGAUUGAAAUGGCAUAGGACUCCCAGGUCUUCAUCUUUGUUGUAGUCAUAUUUAAUAAUUUUUACUUAUAAAUAAUUAGCUGAAACGAUGAUGUGUAAAUAUGGCACUUGCAUCAGUAUUGUGAAUAAAAGGUGUACAUACACAGAAUCUAGUGAUUUUCGUGACGCUGCAGAACCAUCCCUCUAGUCUGCAUAUUUAUAGAGCGGAUGCUUUAUUGCAGAAAUGUGAACGAGAACGUUAAUAAAAUUUGUCCUUCUAUGAA